AUGGCAGAGGUCGGCGGCUCCUACAAGGACUCUCUUUCUCAGGUUUGCCAGCUUAUUAUUAUAUUUCAGAAACUGUGGUCAAACGCUUUCUCUUUUUUCAACCUUUAUAGUUUUAUGAACUCUUGAGUUUCCAAAAAUUUGGACUCAUGAAAAUCUUUAUCUUUCCAGAACGAAAACUCCCAGGAAUUUUUGCUGAAACUGAGCAAAAAAAAUGGUUUUCUUAAUUCAUUAUUACAGUUUUCAUAAUGAUCUCAAAACGCAUAAAGAAAAAAAAGAAUAAUUUUUAUUGUGACCACUGACUUCUGCAAUUUUUUUUAAAUUAAACUUUGCCUUUCAGUUUUAAUUUUACCUUUUUUGAAGAGAAAUGAUAGAAUAAGCGCUUAUUAAAUCGAUAUCUGAAUAAGCAAUUUUAAGAUUCGUUUUGAAUUUUUUGUACUCGAAAACCCUUUAAGUAGUCCCCAACUAAUCUUUUUCCAUGCUCAAAAAGCACUCAAAGCCGAAAUUUAAAUUUGCGCGUGACAGUGCAAAUUUACGUCGUUCUGCCAUUUCGCGAAAAUUUACGAGCGCUUUUUACAAUAAUUUUUCGAUUUUUUUCAAAAUGCUUCUGCUCUUUCAUUGUUCACUCUACACUGUUACAAAAAUCAGACCCAAAUUUUUUUUUUCAAUUAAUUUGCUGUUUGUAUGAUUGUUUCCAAGCAUAGUUCCACUUGAAAGAAAAACCUCGUAAAAUUAUUUUUUUGAGGAUUAUUUCAGGAAAAAUGAUUAAUGAUGUUUACAUUUCAUGAUUUUUUUCUCAAUAUUUCAUCAGAAAUAUUGUUUUAUAGGCUCAGAAAGACGAACUGCGCGAAAUCGCCCAGAAAAUUGUUGCCGACGGAAAAGGAAUCUUGGCCGCCGACGAAUCAACUGGUUCGUUCUAUUUUUAUCCUUUUUCAUAACCCAAAAAUAGUGAUUUCCUGUUUUGAUUCGUACUUUGACAUGAUUUGAAAACUUUCAAAAGUUUUUCAAGCCGAAAAAAAGUUGAAAAUAGAGAAGUUUGUUUUUGGGCAAAGUUUUUGGCGAUCGAUUCAAUCGCCCUUCAUUAUCAUCGUCCACGUUUUGUUUGUGGCGCCUUUUUUGUUUUUCUCCUCUUUCCGCUCAUCCAAAGAACGAUCAAACCUUUCUUUUCUUCUUCUUUUCUGUUUCUCUUGGAUUUUAUUUUCUUUCUUUCAGGAACAAUUGGAAAACGUCUCGAUUCGAUCAACCUUGAGAACAAUGAGACGAAUCGAAGGAAAUACAGGUAUUUAUUGAAGAUUUGUCGAAGUGAUGCCAAUAAUUGGUUUCAGACAGCUUCUGUUCACGACUCCCAACCUUGGAGAGCACAUUUCUGGAGUUAUUCUUUAUGAGGAAACCUUCAACCAGGUAUUUAACAGUCCAGGAUAAUUUCAGAAAACAUUCAUAACUAGGAACUGCAACUUUUAUAAAAUUUCAUCUUUUUCUGGACUUUAGGUGAAAAUUUUUCGUUAAUCAUGGUGUUGAAAGAAAAAAAUUUGUACGAAAAUUAAAAAAAUAUAGAAAAAAAUUUUUUUCUCAAAUAAAAAAAUAGAAAAAGUUUCUGCACGUAAAGCUUGUUGAAAAUUCCUAGCUGUUUUAUAAAUGAAGCAAAGAUUUAGAACAAAAUAAUAGCGCUUUAGUCACUUACAAGUGCGCUCCACGGGCAAAACUUGAUAUUUCAUCGAAAUUUCGGACUUUUUUUGUGCUCAAUUUUAAGCUGUUUUGGUGAACUCAACUUUUAAUAUUUUUAGAAAUUUUAGGGAUUUUUUUCUGUUGAAGCUUGACACUUAAAAUUUGUCUCGACUACCAAUUUUCGGUCUUUGAGUAAUAUUUGACAUUAUAUUGGAAAAGAAGUCGGAGUUUGUCGAUUUCUUUCAACUCAAAAGCAAGGUUUCGAGAAGGACAUUAGUUAGAAAUCAUAGAUUCAGGUGGAAAAUACCUUUUGAAGCAAUAUAUUGUUACUUCUCAGUGAAAUAAACUACCUACUAUGACCUGCCAGCCGAAUAUUUCACUUUAUAAGACGAAAAUGAUUCUUUCCAGUCGACGGACAAGGGAGAACGGUUCGUAGACUUGCUGACGAAACAAGGCGUCGUUCCCGGGAUCAAGCUCGACCUGGGAGUCGUGCCUCUCGCCGGAACCCUCGGCGAAGGAACCACUCAGGGUCUCGACGACCUCGCCAAGCGUGCCGCUCACUUUAAAAAGGUUCAUCUCCAUUUUCAAACAUUUUUUCUGAUCUAGUAUUUCUUCUUAUCGACUAAAAAAAGCACCUUUAAAAAAGAAAACGUUCAAAAAUCAAUAGCCUGGUUCUGCCUGUACCUUCGUUAACUUUAUUCGAGGCUCUCUCGCUUUCCAGAGUAAAAAAAAAAGAGGGCGCAGACAAGUCAGACGAUUUCAAAACGUGAAAAUUUUUUUUUCCUAUAAUCAGAAAUUUCAAUGAAAAGUAGUCGAAUUCCCGAAUAGAUCAGUUGAAAGAAUAAAUAUUCUUCAGACAACAUUAUACCGUUUUUUUAAAUUUUUUUCAGAUCUUUAAAACAUUAUGCGCCUAACGGGAAAGUGGUUUUCUUAAUUAAUUUUUUCCUAAAUUUUUCUAUACGCGUAGAAGCAGAAAUUGUUGCGCGAAAAAAACAGAUGUAAAAAAAUUUUUCGAAUGUGAUUUUUUUCCCAGGAAAAAAAAAAAAAUUGAUUUUCUGAUUAGGCUACUGUAGUUCAGAAAAAUCGAAAAAACAGCUCAAAAAAGUUUAGAACACGGAAAUUUCAUUUUACGGGGUUUUUCUGCGCUUUGAUAUCAUAAUUAGAGAUAAUUUGUUGCUUUUCAUUCCCUCAUAGAAAUAAGUACAAAUUCAUCAAAUUUUUUAACUACUAAAUUUUCCUUUCUUAACAUUCUUUCCGUGUUUUUUCUUACGGUUUCGAUUGUAUGAGAAAUCCUUCAGACUAAUUUUUCUCAUGAAUUUCUUUUUUUGAAUCUUUAUUUCACUCUAAUAAAUAAAGAAAUAUGAGUUACAAAGAAAGAGGCAUAGUUUGAGCAAGAAUUAUAUGGGAGUAAACGAGCGAAUUUACCGGUAUAGGGAAUAGAACACGUGGAAGGAUUUUUGAUCACAGUAGACAAUAAGGGAAUAUUGGAAAAGAGUUCAUCUUUGCUUAGCGAGUCGAGAAACUUUCUGAAACGGGUGGUAGACGUGUUAGGGUUGAAUCUUGAGCAGAGUAUAUUCCAAAGAGGAAUGACAGUGUUAAAAAAGCUUUUAAAUCUGGAACCAGUCUGAAUCAUAAAUCACCCACCUUCUCGUAACUUCUGAAACUUGAAGGGAGGCUGCGGAUUCGCGAAAUGGCGGUGCGUCCUGAACAUUGGAACCCAUACGCCUUCCCACCUCGGAAUGCUGGAAAAUGCCAAUGUUCUGGCCAGGUUUUCUUCAAAAUGAUGAUAGAAAAUCAAUAAAUUUUGUAGAUACGCCACGAUUUGCCAGGCUGCCGGUUUGGUUCCGAUUGUUGAGCCUGAGGUCUUGUGCGACGGAGAUCACGAUUUGGCGAGAGCUCAAAAGGUUCCAAAAUGAUAAUGAUUCAUUCAUAAGGUCUUCAAAUGUUCACUUUUGUGAGAGAAAACCAUACGUGGGCAAGUAAAAAAACUCAACUGGCCCAGAAGGGAUUGACACUUCAAAAUUUUUUAAAAAACUAGGUAAAAAAAAUUAAUUUUUCGAGCCCAGGGAGGCAGUGUCGGCAAAAAUUUCAUUUGGGAAGUAGCACAGACUUUAAUUUUUAAAAACUCGGGAGGUGGGGUUGGCAGUUUUAAAAAAUGUUCUGCCAAUGUAUGGAGAAAACAAAAAAAAAAGCCGCGGGAAAAAGUUUUAGUUUUGUUAGUUUUAGACCAACUUACUGGUCAGGAUUGAACCGAAGGUUAUAGUCCACGUGUGUAUUCCAAUUUUUGAAAACGUUGCGAUUUCAAAAAUGACUCUGGAAAUUUGAGGUGACGGAACAAGUUUUGGCUUUCGUGUACAAGGCCCUCGCCGACCAUCACGUUUAUUUGGAGGGAACUCUUCUCAAGCCAAACAUGGUCACCCCUGGCCAGAGCUGCAAGAUCAAGGUAGAACUGAAGAAGUUUUCUGAGUCUUAAAUAAAAGAAUCCAAAACUUCGGGAGAGCCCAUGGAUGAAUUUAAAAAAAAACUGUUCGUUUUUUUUCAUUUGUGGGAUGUAUAUGUGCUCAUCGCUUCGGUUUUUUUUUUCAUUUGAGAGCCAAAAAGCCAAAAAAAGAUAGUUCAUUAGUUUGAAGAGUACGCUUAGAAUGCGUUCAAAUUGAGCACAUUUAUUUUCUUUUUUUUUCCGUUUUUAUUUUUAUUAUUUUUUUAUUAUUUCAAAGAUUGAAAUCAAAGAGAUUGUUUUUCUAGUCCUCCCACGAAGACAUCGGCCUCGCCACAGUGACGGCCCUUCGCCGAGGAGUCCCAGCAGCCGUCCCAGGAAUCACUUUCCUUUCCGGAGGCCAGUCCGAACUCGACGCCACCGCCAACCUCAACGCCAUCAACCAGGCAAGUCGACGUCUUCUGGAGAAUUUCAACCUCUGUUUCAGGUGAAGCUCUGCAAGCCUUGGAAGCUCACCUUCUCCUAUGGCCGAGCUCUUCAAGCCUCGGUCCUGAAGGCGUGGCAAGGAAAGGACGAGAAUGUCGAGGCCGCCCAGAAGGUCCUUCUCCAUCGAUCCAAGGUCAGAACUUAUCACUUCAAGGGGAUUCUUCGUCUCGAGCUUCGAAGAAAGAUAAUAAGAAGGGGAAAUCAAGAUAUGUGAUCUCAACUUUUAGGGUUUUAAAUGGGAGAAUUCUUUAGGAGAGAAAUAAUUAGAAACACCUUUUUCCAUGUAACUUCAACAGGAACUUGUUUGAAAGAGCCGUUUUCUGAAAAAUGACUUCCAAAUUCAAUUUUGAGAGAAAAAUAUUGGACAAAAAUACUAGGACAUUGGUAACGCUAAACGGACGUGCUCCGGACGUUUCUGAGCGAUCAUAGGGAUCACGUAAGAAUUCUGAGGCUACUAAAGUGGUCACUAGAAAUGCCCCGACACGUCCGAUUCGCGUCGAGUAUUUGGAAAAGCCCCCCCCCCUUUUCCCCUGUUCAGUAAAGCUCGAAAAAAGAAGGUGUAAAUACAUUUCAAAACUUGACUUUCAAGGCCAACGGACAAGCAGCCGUCGGAAAGUACGAAGGCGAAGGCGCCGCCGGAGCCGCCGCCGAGUCUCUUUUCAUUGCCAAGCAUUCCUAUUGA
Caenorhabditis auriculariae is the source of this 5267-nucleotide messenger RNA. Lineage: Eukaryota; Metazoa; Nematoda; Chromadorea; Rhabditida; Rhabditidae. The record is from the annotation of a GenBank genome assembly.